AAACUGAUCGCGCAGCAAACAACAAAGUGUUCGAUCAUUUCGCAUUGGUUCUCCGUCGCGAUCGGUUUAGCACUUUCGGUUGGAUCCUCCUAAAUCCAAGUCGAGACAAACUCGUGUGCGCGCGCCGCUCUUCGAUCGCCUCCCGUGAGAAGACUUUAUAACUGCAGUAGUGCAACCUUCCUGGAGGCCACCAAAGACUUCCAUUCGGACACAUAAAAGUCGCGGCUGGCCGCUGGCUGUGGACUUAGCAACAACAACAACAAGUAACCCGCGAAACUUGCGAAACUUCGGCAAGGGUAAAGCGCUUUACCGCGUUUCUUCUUUCGUCCAUAAUUGGAUUCGUCUUCCUUGUGCGCGGAUUUCGUGAAAUGCCUAGCCAGAAUCGAAGAGCGCACAUUUAAAUAGUGAAUCGAAGCAACCGUGAAAUUAAACUUGCCAAACCGAAGUGUGCUAAAACUUUAUUUUUUUACUCAAUUCUCCCAAAAAAAAAUAAGCAUCGAUCGCAGAUGGCUAUGCUAAAGUUCGACGAAAACAAAGUGCCCUACAUCGACCUGGGCAAGGAUUACUGCGUCCGGCUCGAGAACGACGAGUUUACCGAUGCCAAGUCCAAGGAGAAGGCAGCACGUGAACUGCGCGAGACGCCCGACGUCGUCGCCGAGGCGCUCAAGGAACUGAGGGCCAAACUACAAGAGGAAAAAUCCCUGUACGUCCCCAUCGACGAUGACUCGUUUCUGAUGAAGUUCCUUCGACCGUGUAAAUUCUACCCGUCGAGUGCGUUCGCCCUGAUUCAACGCUACUAUCGGUUCAAACUGAAACACCCGGACGCGUGCGAAGAGCUACUGCCGUCGACGGUGCAACACGUGUACGAUGAGGAUUUGCUGCACUUCCAACCGCUGCGCGAUCAAAACGGCUGCCGGAUUCUGGUGAUGCAAGUGGGCAGAAAAUGGAAACCCUCCAAAGUGUCCCUGAACGAUCUGUUCCGCGCCAUGCAGGUCGCCCUCGAAGCCGGUAUGACCGAACCCCGAACGCAGCUGAACGGUGCCAUCGUCAUUCUGGACAUGGAUGGUCUGUCGCUGUCGCAGAUUCUCCAAUUUACGCCCCGUUUUGCGGCCAUGGCCGUCGAAUGGGUCCAGGAGUGCACUGCGAUCCGACUGAAGGCGAUCCACAUCGUGAACAAUUCCUAUCUGUUCAACAUGCUGUUUACCAUCUUCAAACCGUUCCUGUCGGAGAAACUGCGAAAGAGGAUCUCAUUCCACGGCAAGGACUGGAAAUCUUUGACAUCAUUCGUUGAUCCGAUAUGUCUGUGGCCACGCUAUGGUGGUACCCUGGAUGCUCCGGAAUUCGAGGGACGAUUGGUCGGAGAACUUUUCGCACUGUACCAAAAAGAAUAUGAAGUUGCCAAUUCAUACGGAUACACCAAAAAAGUGUAGGAUGUACUUCAAUAAGCUCAACUAAUCGGUACUUAUACCAACUCUGCGGAAUGAGUACCUUCUAAGAAGAAGCACAUUUACUGGGAAGCACUCUGAUAAUGAUGAUGAUGAUUAUGUGAUAAAAUAGUAUUCCAUAAAAAAAGACGAAACGAAGCCAUUGGUUCAAAUAUCUAUGUUCGAUUUAAAAUUAUUCGUUAUUAGGUUGUACGUGUAAAUAAAUUAUGUUUAGCUAAACGGUUCA
Messenger RNA from Aedes albopictus (Asian tiger mosquito), 1671 nucleotides. Its product is annotated as alpha-tocopherol transfer protein-like. The transcript is spliced from 6 exons. Gene Ontology annotation, cellular component: membrane. Lineage: Eukaryota; Metazoa; Arthropoda; Insecta; Diptera; Culicidae. Bases 507 to 1430 code for a protein of 307 amino acids. Gene Ontology annotation, molecular function: phosphatidylinositol bisphosphate binding. The record is from RefSeq and is a predicted model, not a curated record.